CGGCGCUUUUUCUUCUUCUUCUUCUCCAUCUGCCGGGCGAUGGAGAGCGUCGGGGCGUCGGAGCUGUGCUACCCGGACCUGAACGCCUCGUGCCGGGUGCCCAGACAGCCGCCCGUGCAGGCCCUGCUGAUCUACGUGCUGCUGUCCUGCGUCUCCAUGGUGACGGUGGCUCUCAACAGCCUGGUCAUCUUCUCCAUCUCCUACUUCAGGUGAUCACACGCGUUCCUCGCAGGCCAGAGUUUGCUGAUGUUGUCGUCCCUCGCCGCCAGGCAGCUUCACACGCCCACCAACCUGCUGCUGCUGUCGCUGGCCGUGUCCGACCUGCUGGUGGGCGCCCUGCUCAUGCCCGUGGAGAUCAUGUAUACGGAGGCCUGCUGGUUCCUGGGCGACGUGGCGUGCACGCUGUACUACGUGGCCGACUACGUGAUCACGUCGGCGUCGGUGGCCAACAUGGUGCUGAUCUCGGUGGACCGCUACGUGGCCAUCUGCCAUCCGCUCUCCUACCCCAGCCGCGUCACCAAGAGGCGGGUGAAGAUCUGCGUGGGCCUGUGCUGGCUCUGCUCCAUGGUCUACAGGCUGGUGCUACUCAACGAGCACUUGGAGGAGCCAGGCAGGUCCAUCUCCUGCCUGGGGGAGUGCGUGGUGGUCAUCGCCAACGCGGCGGGCUCCACGGACCUGGUCAUGACCUUCGUGCUGCCCAUUCUAGCCAUCCUGGUGCUCUAUCUGAGGGUAUUCGGCGUGGCCGUGGCUCAGGCCCACGUCAUGCGCUCUCGAGUGGGCGCCGGCAUGGUGCAGCGCGUGAAGAAGAGCGAGAUGAAGGCGGCCAGGACCUUGGGCAUCGUGGUGCUGGUCUUCCUCAUCUGCUUCUGCCCGUACUACUUUCCCACCCUGGCGGGAGAGAACACCUCCAUGAACGCCGCCUCGGCCACCUUCGCGAUCUGGCUGGCCCACUCCAACUCUUGCCUCAACCCCUUCAUCUACGCCCUCUUCUACCCGUGGUUCCGCAAAGCCGUGAAGCGCGUCUUCACGCUGCAGAUCCUCAAAGCAGGCUCUAGAGACGCCAACAUCUUGUAG
This is a messenger RNA of Nerophis ophidion (straightnose pipefish), 1074 nucleotides long. RefSeq names its product trace amine-associated receptor 13c-like. Gene Ontology annotation, biological process: G protein-coupled receptor signaling pathway. Gene Ontology annotation, molecular function: trace-amine receptor activity. Lineage: Eukaryota; Metazoa; Chordata; Actinopteri; Syngnathiformes; Syngnathidae. Gene Ontology annotation, cellular component: membrane. The record is from RefSeq and is a predicted model, not a curated record.